ACAUUCGUCUCCAUAUAACUGGAGUAUAAGGAUGUAGCGAAUAGAGGUGUGGGAGGCGUAGGAUUACCAUGAUAUCAAAAUUGAGUACUUUGAAAAUAAGCGAUAAACAAAUGUGAUGUUUUUGUAGCAACACCGAUGCAGUUGCAGUAUUAUAGUGACCAGCAAGGCUUGAUUAUAGUAUCAGACUUCGACACAUAUCACUUACUUGUAUCACUUAUUUUCUCUCUCAAGACUCGUACCGGGAUGUGGCGACGGAGCGGGCCUAGUGCCAGUGACGCUAUGGUUCAAGAGACAAAGAAACUGUUUAUGGAAGAGCAGGUCAUCUAUAAAUUUGAGUGUCAGCCAGUUGUGGAUACAUAUAACCAGAAGAGAGAGGCUGUGAAGAAGGAAGCCCAGCAUGUCGCCGGUCUAUGUUUAUUCAUAGACUACCGCCCUAUUGCAGCUCACAAAUCCUCACGUCCCCCUUGGUGAUGAUUCCAAUUGGGACUCCCAAGUUCGUGCCGCUGAAUGACAUGUUGAUCGAUCAGAAUCUAGCAACACCCCCGGUACCUACUCCUUUGUCUGGAGGAAGAGGGAGAACGACCCAUAGCGCUUCGACUUCACUGCAAGUCCUGGUGUCAAGGAGUACUCUGAAGAACUGGAAAAGUUUAAUUCAGGAAAAGAAGAAGAAGAAGAAGAAGAAAAAAGUGAGAACCUGAAAAUUUUCCUGUGGACCAUUGUUGUAAGGGAUUUUUUUUUUACUGAUUAAUUAAGGUUAUCUAACACAUUUGAGGACAUGAGUUCCUGAUUAUUUGGCCAUAACUUCCAACAAGGGCAAUUUUCAUAUGAGGCCAAAUCAAACAGAAGUGACAGCAGGCAGUGGUAAAUUUUACUGUUGUUUACACUUCAUAAAACAGAGAUUUACUGGACAGGCUUCAGAGUGGAUACACAUCCUCCUAAAGAGAGGACUCUACAAAUCCUUAAAACAAUUAAGAUGUGUGUCUACUUCUAAAAGUUGUGAUUGAUUAUGUAACAAAUUCAUUUUCUAAUAAGUAAAUAUUCAUAAACACA
Penaeus chinensis is the source of this 1050-nucleotide messenger RNA. RefSeq lists its product as uncharacterized. The transcript has 4 exons. The record is from RefSeq and is a predicted model, not a curated record. The coding region runs from base 136 to 471 and encodes 111 amino acids. Lineage: Eukaryota; Metazoa; Arthropoda; Malacostraca; Decapoda; Penaeidae.